Hemiscyllium ocellatum (epaulette shark) is the source of this 1836-nucleotide messenger RNA. RefSeq names its product histidine N-acetyltransferase-like. Lineage: Eukaryota; Metazoa; Chordata; Chondrichthyes; Orectolobiformes; Hemiscylliidae. The transcript is spliced from 3 exons. The record is from RefSeq and is a predicted model, not a curated record. Bases 371 to 1510 code for a protein of 379 amino acids. Gene Ontology annotation, molecular function: acyltransferase activity, transferring groups other than amino-acyl groups.
UCCACAGCCACCUGAAGCAGCAGCACCCAGAAAGCUAGUCUUCCAGAUAAACCUGUUGGACUAUAACCUGGUGUUGGGUGAUGUUUAAGCUUUGUCCACCCUGUCAUGUGGGCAGCCACCUGGUUGAACCCCCCUUCUGCAGCCUCUGAAAAGCCCUCCACAUCCUCCCUGUAAUGCAGCAACCUGAGCUGAACGCGAUACUCCUUUGCAAGUUGCGGUCUAACCAAAGCCUGACGUCGGAACGGAAGUCCUGUGUGUACAAGUCCCACUGCAGGGAGGCCAGGCCCAGUCUUACCGAGCGCCCGUGAAGGGGGCGAGGGUCUGGCGCCAAAGCUCUGCCGCGCGGAGGGGGAGGGUCACGCGCCGGAGAAUGGCCACGUGCCGCAGCGGGGGCCGCAGCACUGGAGACGCUUCAGGCAGGGGAGAGGGGGCUCGCGCGGGAGGCGGCUCACGCGCUGAAGGGGGGCACGCGGAGGGGCGCCUCGCGCCGGAGGAGGGUCAUGUCGAGGGGGGGGGUGUGGGCCACGCGCCAAACGCGGGCCUCCUCGCGCCGGAACGUGGGGAGAGCCACGAGCUGGAGUGGUGCCGCGCCGCGGAGGCCGAUUUCCCGGAUGUGAUGGACAUCUCGAGGGGCGUCUUCGAGGGUUUCGACCACCUGCCCGCCCGUUACCACGCCUGGGUCAGGGACCCGGCUCGAAGAGUCUUCCUGGCGAAAAAGAAAGGGAAAGCAGUAGCCUUUGUUUCAGUGAAUGUUGUGGACGACGGGCACACUGCGGUGGUGGAAGGGUUGAGGGUUGCAUCGCUGGAGAGAGGCAAAGGAAUCGGGCAGGUCGUCCAGCACUACUGCGCUGAUCUGCUCAGGGCCCAGUUCCCAGAGGUCAAAGUGUGUCGUUACACCAAAGCUGGACCCCUGACACUCAAGACUAUUGCCAAGUUCCGACUGAUAUGUAAACAGGAAGUCCUCACUGUGCAGUUAGAGACGGAAGAUAUCCUUUCGAAGCUGGAAGCUACCAUUGCCCAGCUGAAGGAGAGCGGGGAAGAAUGGGAAGAUCCCAUCCUGCUCGGAGCCACUGAUGUCAAGCGGGUGUUCCUUAGCCCCAAGGUGGUGGAUGAGGUGCUGCCUGGGAAGACCAUUAUUCAAGACUGGGCUCCUUACAAGCCAUUGGAGAGCAACCUAGAGAAGUUAAUGAGGCAAGACCUCAUCUGGAUGGCUGACGACAAAGAAGAGCCCACGGUCGUCAGCCUAGGCACUGCCCCCUACAGGAUACCCUUGGGUACUGGCUGCCUCCGGCUGAACAUUGAUAUAUUUGGGAAGCAUUUCCCCAAGGUCAGGAACCAGUUUCUUGCUCAGAUCCAGCAAAGAGUCAGCACCCUGGAGGGCCUAGUAUACUGUCUUUUGAGCUUUGAGCCAUCCUUGUGGCAGGACAUGUUAUUCUUCUGCCAAACUACCUUAGGACUCCACGUGGAUGGAGACAUUGAGGAGCAAAGCUUGCUGGAGACAAAUGUAUAGACCUGUGAGGGAAAGAGCCCCCUACCCCGCUAUUGCCAGUCCUUUGCUGCUUCUGGGCUCAGUAGUUUGUCUGCUGUCUCUCCUUCUGCCAUGCUAUUACGUCAGAAUGCAGAGUGUUGUAGAUUCAAGUCCCACUCCUGGGUUUUGAAAGCCAACAAGCCUAAUGGCAGACUAGUGUUGAAUUGUUUGGUGUUUGAUUGCACUGGUCUGAUUAUUGACCUCGCCCAGUGUACUUGACUGUUUGAGCUUGGAUGUGGACUCAGAUAAAGCAAACAGACACUGAUUUCAAAAGGCUUUUGUAAAUAAACCUGUUGCAUGUUUUGAAA